AAUAUGUGUUUUGCUACAAGAAGAUGGUUCUAUCUACAGUUGGGCUGCAUGAUGCUGAUCAAUCUGGUUAAUGCUGACUUUGAGUUUCAAAAAGGAGUGCUUGCCAGCAUCAGCCCAGGAAUCACCAAAGACAUUGAUCUCCAGUGCUGGAAAUCUUGCUCUUUGACAUUGAUAGAUCUCAAGGAACUCAAGAUAGAGCACAAUGUGGAUGCUUUUUGGAAUUUCAUGUUGUUCUUGCAAAAAUCUCAGCGGCCUGGACAUUAUAAUGUCUUCUUAAACAUAGCUCAGGAUUUCUGGGACAUGUAUGUAGACUGCUUGCUUUCAAGAUCUCAUGGAAUGGGCAGAAGACAGGCGAUGCCCCUCAAAUAUAAUUUUCCACAGAAAAUAACAGGAGGUAAUUUAAAUGUGUAUUUAAGAGAAUAGCAGUUUACUUUUCUUUAAAAGUCACUAUUUAAUUCUUCUGAUUUUUUUCAAGUUAUCCAACAAGGUAGCAAAUUUACCAUAUUUAGUUUUUUUCCCUAAAAUGAUAGGUUUUGAUUCUCAUUUUUACUCAUUUUAUAUUAUUUACAAACCACACAAGCUCUGACUUACAAUUUUAAAUGAUCUUGGAAUAUAAUACACUUCGGUAGAUAAUUAAAAUUAUCCUUGUUUGCCCAUGAAUAGUUCAUAAGAAAGCCAUUUAACCCUGUAAUUAUUCAUAUUACAUUUGUUGAAGAAAUUUUAAACAUCAGACAUGUAUUUAGGCUUUUGAAAUUAAUUUUUUCAAAAGGGUUGUAUAAAAGCAGGAAAUUUAAGAGUCAUAUUGGAAUGAAUAUUAACAAUUUCUUCUUUUAAAUCUUACAGGACUAGAUUUUACAAAAUGAGAGUAUUACAUUUAAGAGAAAACAUGUAAAAUACCUCAAGCAAGAUGACAGCGACCUGAAAACUUGUAUUUAUGAGGUCAAAUAUUUCUUGUCAUAGUUAUACAAAUUAUUUAAUACUGAUAAACGUUUUUUGUUGUAAUUGCCUUAUUGCUAUUGAAUUAUUCCAAUAUUUUCAGAUAACUUCUCAAUUUUUUACUUAGAAGGUGUCUUUUUAAAGUGUCUUUGUUUUAAAGAAAACAUCAGUUAAAAGGCAAAUGUGAUAUAUUUUUUAGAUACAAUAGUCAAUGGAAUAAAAUUGUAACCAAUUUUAUAAGGUAUCUUAUAUAUUAAUAUUGACUACUAAACUGUGCCAAAACUAAUGGCAGUAUUAUCCUAAAAAGUAAUAUUUAAUGUAGUAUAUUUUGUGGUUUCUGAAAUGUACAUUUCAUUACCAAGCCAUCUUCUAUAUUAAAGUAUUUUUCUAUGCAUUAAAGACUAAAACCUUUUUAUGUUCUCAUUUUUAUUGUCUUUGUUUUGAAAAAGGAACAAUAAACAAAGACAGUAAGAAACUUCAUUUCAGUAAAGUACAAUUUGAUAGAAUUUUUGUGUUAGCUGAGUUAUUUUUUAUAUUGCCUAUUUAUAUCUCACAUCUUAUUUCAAAAAGGAUGUGAAGCUUUAAAGAAAUAUACCGAAGAAAAGGAAAACAUGAAGUAGUGGAGGAAAUUGGAACAUUGGGACAUGAAGACAGGGAAGUAAUACAAUGGAGUUACGGUUUAGAUUAAUACUUUUUGAAUGCAUGUCGUAAAAGCCUAUACCUUUGAUAAAGGGUGCCUAUAAAUUUGGUCUGUUUCCCACUUCUCCUAGUGAAGAGGGACACAUGAACAGUUUCAAGAUUCACAUGCUUAUAAGAAAAACCAAACCAUAUGUUCAACAGAGGUCCAGCCUAUUCCAGGACAAAGAAUCAAUGAAAAUCUCACCCAUAGGUUUUCACAGUGGCUACCAUGGUUUACAACACUGGUUUCAAGUAUCCUUACAAUGACAGAUUCUCUCCUUUACAGUCUGAUUCCAGUACACUCAAACUCAAAUAUAAAAAGUUUUAAAAUCGGCUAAAAUAAUACUGAACAAGUAACGAACUGCCUGAUGGUUUGACUUGAUCCAAGAAUAAGCUGAAUUAAAGGAGGGACGUUCUUUGCAUUAUUGACCACUUUCAAAUUCUGAUGAUGUAUAGACCGUUUAUUAGGGGUUUUAUAUAUAAACACUCUUAAAAUUAUAUUUUGCAUGUAAUUUCAGGGGGCUGCAUAAACCCCAGGUUAGGAAUUUUCAAUAUUAAAGGACCUCAUAGCGUUCGGUAAUAUUAUUUCAUAUAACCAAUUUUGCAUGAGUAGCAGAUAAUAUAAGAUUGUAGGGCUAAUAAUUUCCUAGAUUGAAAACUUCUUAUCUUGCCAAUUAACGGUGGAUCCCUAAGCUCAGAAAAUCAACUGGUUGGAGGGUAGGGCUAAUUAAUGUUCUCAUAAAAAUGACCAGACAGCGUGUAAACAUGAGUGAUUUUAUGUCCAUUAAGCUUUUGAUUUGUGGAAUUUAUAUGACAAAUAAUUAG
Pan troglodytes (chimpanzee) is the source of this 2439-nucleotide messenger RNA. It is a transcript of the gene FAM237B, whose product is annotated as family with sequence similarity 237 member B. The transcript has a single exon. The record is from RefSeq and is a predicted model, not a curated record. Bases 4 to 423 code for a protein of 139 amino acids. NCBI's taxonomy places the organism in Eukaryota, Metazoa, Chordata, Mammalia, Primates, Hominidae.